GCAUGCGCAGUAGGAGGAGCAGAAGAGAGCGGACCACGUAGCAGCAGUAGAGCAGCAGUAAAGCAGCAGGGUUUGUAGGAAAAGAAAGAAAAGAAAGCUGUAGUAAACCAAUUCACGGCCGCUAGAUUAUAGCAACCGGCCCUCUAAACAAUGGCGAGGUAUCUGAGGCCGCCUAACACAUCUCUCUUUGUCAGAAACAUCGCCGACGACUCCAGGCCAGAGGAUUUACGACGUGAGUUUGGUCGUUAUGGGCCUAUUGUAGAUGUCUACAUUCCACUUGACUUCUAUACACGGCGGGCCAGAGGAUUUGCUUACAUUCAGUUUGAAGAUGUCCGGGAUGCAGAGGACGCUCUCCACAACCUGGACCAUAAAUGGGUUUGUGGGCGUCAGAUCGAGAUCCAGUUCGCCCAGGGGGACAGAAAGACCCCUAAUCAGAUGAAGACAAAGGAGAGCCAUUCCCCUCGCAGUUUCUCCCGCUACGAUGAUGAUCGGGAUAGCCGCCGAAGACGGUCCCGGAGCCGCAGCCAUGAUCGACGCAGGUCCCGGAGCCCCUCCUAUGAUCGCCGUCCUCGGAGGUCUGAGAGCCCUAGAGAAUCUCAGUCCUACAGUCGACACAGGCGGAGCAGAAGCCACGAAAAUGACAACAGGUACAGAGGUCCUCCCCGUGACCACCACAGGACACAUCGUGAGCCAGCCAGCCACUCUAGGUCCCGCUCCCCUUCAGCCUCCAGACCAGCACCCAAAGGUAAAAAGAGCCAGUCCAGGUCCCACAGCCCGGCUGAGGACUUCCACCCAACCUCCGGCUCCCAGAAUCAGCCUGCGGGACGCUCUCCAUCCCGCUCCUACUCUAGAUCCGUGUCCCGGUCACGCUCUCGCUCCAGGUCCUGGGCUGGACGCAAGUCUGGAGGCCACUGACUGUCUGUUCCCCCAAAGCCCUGAUAAUCUGUCUCCGAGGAUGUUUCUGUUGAGCUAUGAUUACCACAGUGUUGUGCUCUAUAUUUGCAUUUGUUUAUCAUCACAUUAAGGAGUCUGUUGCCAAAGGGGGUGGGGCAGGAGGUGAGAUAUUUCUUUUAGUGAAAAAGGUUUUUGUUCAAAAGUGAUUCAUGAAAGCACAGUUGAUCCCUGGCAAGUUUUUUUGUUUUUUUUGGGACUUGUGUAACAUGCGUUGCUGAAGUUUAGAAAAAGUUAGUUUGGCGUUGCCAAUAAUAUUUUUGUACUUUCAAGUUAGAAAUAUUUACAUUCAUACAUGUGUUAAUAUGAUGCCUGUCUCAAUUUGGCUCUAUUGUUUGUGUAUUAUGUAAACAUGAAUAAAAAUGACGUUUAACUUUGGGCCCAGACUUACCAGUAUUUACUAUCUACGCCAGGCCUAUUCAAUUGGUGGCCUGUGGCCGAAUCCAGCCCUUUAACGACCUCAAUCAGGCCAUUUGAUCAUAUAUAUAAAUAUGAAAUAAGUAUUUAAAAAAUAAUUUCUUCCAUUAAGAGAUUGUAUUCCCAUUCAUCAACACUGUUACGGACUGUUAAAAGCAAUAUCAUUGUUUUUAUUUAAAUAACUAACAUUCAAAGUUUAUGGGUGUUUACAUUGUUUGAUUAUUAGGUCAUCAUUUUAUUAGUAAGCUAAUUAGCCCGUUCAUUAGUUAUGUCUUGCUAAGCACAGAAAUACUUAUUUUGUUAAAAAAGUUUUAACCCAGGCUUUUUAAGUAGAAAUUUGGUGAGUCAAACUGAAAAAAAGAUGUUAACUGUAUUUGUGUUUAUUAAAACAACCUACAAAAGAUGUACUGUUUUCACAUUUAAAUUCAUAGCUUUGCAGCUCGGACAGGAAAUGUAAACAUCUGUCCACUUGGCACUUGACUGUUUUUCAAAGCUGGCCCUUCUAUAAAAGUAAUUGAAUAGGCCUGAACUACGCUGUGCUCGCUAUUAUAAAGCAAGCAAACUGUAUUCUGUAGUAGCUGUAGCUGGUGUUGGCUGAUGUAUGGAAUGCAGUGGAUUACUACCUACUAAUACUUUGUCCAGUAUUUUAUGUCACGAUGUGUAAGCUGAACUGCAGUUAUUUCUCAUGUACUUUGUUCCGUGAGUGAAACAAAGUCAGUUGAAUAUUUCAAGUGUUCCUUAGUAGGUCUUGUUGUCCUAGUUUACUUGGCAUGUCAAUAAAGACAUACAUUAUCUUUAA
This is a messenger RNA of Sebastes umbrosus (honeycomb rockfish), 2167 nucleotides long. RefSeq names its product serine and arginine rich splicing factor 10a (gene srsf10a). Gene Ontology annotation, molecular function: RNA binding. The coding region runs from base 151 to 915 and encodes 254 amino acids. The record is from RefSeq and is a predicted model, not a curated record. Lineage: Eukaryota; Metazoa; Chordata; Actinopteri; Perciformes; Sebastidae. The transcript has 6 exons.